Messenger RNA from Sinocyclocheilus rhinocerous, 2853 nucleotides. Its product is annotated as semaphorin-3F-like. Gene Ontology annotation, molecular function: chemorepellent activity; semaphorin receptor binding. Gene Ontology annotation, biological process: negative chemotaxis; axon guidance; positive regulation of cell migration. Bases 389 to 2701 code for a protein of 770 amino acids. NCBI's taxonomy places the organism in Eukaryota, Metazoa, Chordata, Actinopteri, Cypriniformes, Cyprinidae. The transcript is spliced from 19 exons. The record is from RefSeq and is a predicted model, not a curated record. Gene Ontology annotation, cellular component: plasma membrane.
UUGAGGCGAGCGAAUGAGUGCGGGCUGAAGUGCGCUUGUGUUUGUAGAUAUUCAGACGGGCAGUCACGGCGCUGAAGCUGUUCACGGAGUUGUCAGGUGGCUUUUACGCUUCUCUAACGCGUCUUAGCUUGAUAUCCAACGGGAUUUUAAAACAACUGUACCAAAUGAACACUAUAAUAGAGAAGAAGAAGCACACCGCGCUCAGGUGUUCAGAGAGAUAAGGACUGGACCUCACUAUACCUGCAGGACCUGGGACAUACGAACAUAAACCAGAACUCAGACAUUUCCUGGAUUCAUUCUUUGAAUUGAGCUCAAAGUUCCUUCUGGACAGUUUGGAGCAAAGCAGUGACCUCUUCAAGUGUGUCUUUCUGAAUUCACCGGAUGCACCAUGCUGUUGGGCAGUCUAUGGUCAGUCCAGGUUCUCCUGGCUCUAUCUGUUCCAACAUUGGGUUCGGACGGUGAACCUCAGAACGCCCCUCGGGUCUUCUUGUCCUUCAAAGAUCUGAGGUCUACGGGUACAUCCCAUCACUUCUCUUUCCUGUUGAACACAUCAGACUAUCGCAUCCUGCGCAUGGAUGAGGAUCACGACCGCAUGUAUGUGGGCAGCAAAGACUACAUCCUGUCUCUGGACCUCCAUGACAUCAACCGAGAACCUCUCAUAAUACACUGGCCUGUUUCCCCACAGAGGAAAACGGAGUGUGUUUUAAGUGGCAAAGACACAAACGGCGAGUGUGGUAAUUUCAUUCGUCUGAUCGAGCCGUGGAACAGGACACACUUGUACGUGUGCGGGACAGGCGCCUACAACCCAGUGUGCACUUAUGUCAACAGAGGACGCAAGCCUAUGACUGCCAUGCAUCUCCAGAUGCCCCAGACCAGAGGAAGAUCUAGUCGUGCAACUGAACCUGAAACAGUGUUUGAUGAGACAGGACUACAGGAAUAUAUCUUCCAUCUGGAGCCCGGCAAGGAGGAUUCUGGGAAGGGAAAGUGCCCAUAUGAUCCAAAACUGAACAGCGUCUCAGCUUUGAUUAAUGGAGAAUUGUACGCAGGGGUGUAUAUUGAUUUCAUGGGGACAGACUCUGCUAUUUUCCGAACUUUGGGGAAAAACACAAUCAUGCGUACUGACCAAUACAACUCAAGAUGGCUGAAUGACCCCUCAUUUGUCCAUGUGCACCUUAUCCCUGACAGCAACGAAAAAAACGAUGACAAACUCUACUUUUUCUUCCGCGAGAAGUCUUCCGAGAUGGGCCAGAGCCCCAAAUCACAGUCACGCAUCGGCCGAAUCUGCCUGGAGAAAAGGGGAGGAAAUUUGCCUCAGGUUGGCACGGGCAAGAGAGAGAGAGAGAGUCUUCAAAGGGAUGUGUACAUACAGCCUACGCAGGACACUAAAAAUCCCGUCAUCUAUGGGGUCUUCUCUGUGUCUGGCUCUGUAUUCAAAGGCUCAGCGGUCUGCGUCUACUCAAUGGCGGACAUUCGGAUGGUGUUCAAUGGACCUUUUGCUCACAAAGAAGGUCCCAAUUAUCAGUGGGUGGCCUACACUGGAAAAAUCCCCUACCCUCGUCCAGGAACAUGUCCUGGUGGGACUUUCACCCCCAACAUGAAGUCCACGAAAGACUAUCCUGACGAGGUCAUCAACUUCAUGCGGAACCAUCCCACCAUGUACAAUACUGUGUAUCCGGUGCACAAGCGCCCCCUGGUGGUCAGGAACAACGUAGACUAUGAGUUCACCACCAUCACUGUGGACCAGGUGACUGCAGCCGACGGCAACUACGAAGUGCUCUUCCUGGGUACAGACAGAGGUACAGUACAGAAGGUGAUCGUCCUGCCCAGAGAUGACCUGCAGACAGAGGAACUAGUGCUGGAGGAAGUGGAGGUCUUUCAGGUCCCUACUUCCAUCACAACUAUGAAGAUUUCUUCAAAACGGCAACAACUAUAUGUAGCGUCAGCGGUUGGUGUGACUCAUCUGGCCCUGCACAGGUGUGACGUCUAUGGCGAGGCCUGCGCAGACUGCUGUUUGGCCCGGGACCCUUAUUGUGCGUGGGACGGCAAGUCCUGCUCUCGGUACUCUGCCUCACAGAAGAGACGCAGUCGGCGACAGGAUGUGAAAUACGGAAAUCCCAUACGGCAGUGCCGAGGAUACAAUUCCAACACUAAUAAGAACACUCUGGAGACGGUGCAGUAUGGGGUGGAGGGCAGCAGCACGUUUUUGGAGUGCCAGGCCAGAUCACCCCACGCUGCCAUUAAAUGGCAUCUCCACCGGGACAACAGCGAUAGAAGGAGAGAGGUCCGUACCGAUGGGCGCGUGUUGAAGACCGAUCAAGGCUUACUACUGCGUUCCCUCCAGUCCUCAGACUCUGGCAUCUACGUCUGCACAGCCACAGAGAAGAACUUCAGGCACACCUUGGUCAAACUUCAGCUGGUGGUCUUGACCAACCAGGCCGUCAACAACAUCCUGGUGGAAACGGGCCGUCCGGCGGCUUCUUCGCUCCAAUCCAGCGCCUGGACCCCCAGCGCCGGACAAUACAAAGACCUUCUGACUAUCCUCAGUCAGCCUGAGAUGGGCCUCAUAAACCAGUACUGCCAGGACUAUUGGCAGUACGGAGACCCGCUGACGGGGGUCAUCAAGGCCCAAGACCUCAAAGAGCUGAAGGAACAGAAGAAACCGCGGAAUCGCAGACAUCACGGGGAUGAAGAGGAGACAUGAGGGGGUUUCCGCCCCCUGGUCCUAUAGGAAAGACUUCUAAAAGAGUAAAACCUGGGGAAAAAAACCGAACAACUUCCAUCAAAUGAAACAGAACUUUGCAAGCAACAAACGGAAUUCCCUUUUAACAGAUAAAGAUGAUAUCAUACACAGUA